Molecule: messenger RNA, 1289 nt
Organism: Tilletiopsis washingtonensis
Lineage: Eukaryota; Fungi; Basidiomycota; Exobasidiomycetes; Entylomatales
Exons: 2
Coding region: 1-984 (327 amino acids)
Source: RefSeq, a predicted model, not a curated record
AUGAGCCCCGGUCUCCCGCAGCGUGGUCUCUGGCUCAUCGACAUGGAUGACUUUCAGGUGGGACACGACUUCAUGAUGGCGCAGGACUUCGCGGGAUACGAAUCCACGAUGGCGCCCGACUGGCCGGCGACGCUUGCCUUCGAGAUACAAAUGUCGCAGGCAGCCGCUCUGGGCCAGGUGGACGUGUUGCCGAAGGACGCUCUCGGCCAAGUGGACAUGUUCUCGACGGCCGCUCUCGGCUGCGAAGGCUCCUUUUCGUCGGGCACUCUCAACGCCUUGCAGCCAUCUGCGGCAGAUGUCGACUCAACUGCACCAGCCAGCGACGAUGCGAGCUCUCCGGGCACGACCGACCUCGAGGACUCUUCCGACGGGACGUCACCCAAUUCCGAGGCACCCUUCGACAUGCCCUCGUCUGAUAGCUCGUUCGCUCUGAGUAACAAGCAAUUGCUCGAGCUGUGCGCCAUGGGAGACAUGUCCGCACACGCGGGCGACGCGGGCACAGCCGAUGAGGCCGCAUACAGCGGCGUACCGCAGCAGGACGCCGACGCAGGCGCACCUCAGCAGCAAUUCGGCGACGGAGUGGGUAUCGAUCCGCGCAAGACCCUCCUGUCGGCACCUGCUGCGGCCAACCAAACAGCGUCAAGGCCUGAACGCCUCGACGAUGAUGAGAGCCACAAGCCGCCGUCCCACCGUCGCAUCAAGUGCGGGCCGUGCAACAAGGUUCUUGAAGGCGGCGUGAAAAGCAUUCCCCUCCACGUCAGGAGCAACCGUCACCUUCGCAACAUCGGCGCGAAGGACUGGCUCGAGCGCCAUUCCUGUCUCUUCUGCAAGAAGGGCCUUCGCCUCAGGUCGUUCACGCGCAAAGCGACUCUGAAGCGCCACAUCAUGGCGCACCACCCCGAGCUUCUGACUGUCACGGCCGAUGGGAGUUACACGGUGCCCGACGAUAUCCUGGAGCAAGGCAAAGUCAAGCCGCCUAAGUGAGGAGCGUGCACGAUCGGCCGCCCCUUACGACGACUCGGUCACAAGUCUUUCGAUUCUCUCCGCCUGCUCCGCUCCGCUCAAGGCUCGACCUCUCGACACACGUCCCUCAAAGGCUUGACGCCUUCCUACUCUGCGCUACCCUCUUCAAGCCUCGCGCUCAGAACGCAUCACCGCUCCCUCCCCUCCUCGACGAGGUUCGCCAUCAUCCGCACGCCGACGCACUCUGCUGCAUCGCAGCGAGUGGUGUCCUGAUGGAGGCGAACUUCUUCGGGCAGCUGAGGGUGCCGUGCCGCGUUCUCGACGUC